Chaetomium globosum CBS 148.51 is the source of this 1221-nucleotide messenger RNA. RefSeq lists its product as uncharacterized. The coding region runs from base 1 to 1221 and encodes 406 amino acids. Gene Ontology annotation, molecular function: O-methyltransferase activity. Lineage: Eukaryota; Fungi; Ascomycota; Sordariomycetes; Sordariales; Chaetomiaceae. The transcript is spliced from 5 exons. The record is from RefSeq and is a predicted model, not a curated record.
AUGGCCUCCCCCGAACCACGCAUUGUCGAGUUGGCGAAGAGAAUUGCCGCAAACACAGAGACGCUGCAAAGCUACCUCACCUCUCAUAACCUUCCCACGCCGUCCUUCGACGUCGACGGGCCCAAGGACACAUUGGUAUCAAAAACCGAGACUGAAACCGAGGCAGCCCGGGUGGCUAUUGUCGAUGACACCGAGGAGCUGCGUCGUUUGGUUCUCGGGCCCCGAGAGUAUUUGAUGAGCUACACGCACAACGAGCUCCUCAGCCAACAAGCCAUCGCACGUUUUCGCCUCGCGCACGCCUUUGCCCCUGGUGCCGAGGCUUCAUUUGCCGACAUCGCAGCGGCUACCGGGCUACCAGAGAUCAACGUUCGCCAAAUCAUCCGCCAUGCCAUCAUCAAGGACAUCUUCGUAGAACCCCGCCCCGGCGUCGUCGCCCACAAUGCCGUGUCCCGCCUUUUGGCAGAAGAUCCCGUCAUCCACGACUGGGUUGGCGCAAGUAACGAUGACCUCUGGCAGGGUGCUGCCCAGACGUGCAAUGCGCUGGAGAAGUAUCCGGGCUCGCAGGAACCUAAUGAGACGUUUCCGGAGCGCGCCCGCAGGUUUGGUAACGCCAUGCGGUCCUUUACUGAGGGCACCGGUUUUGAACUAAGCCACGUAGUCGACAACCUCCCUUGGGGAGAGGUCGGGAAUGGGACCGUCGUCGACGUCGGUGGCUCCCAGGGAUUCGCCUGCUUUGCCAUCGCUCGCAAAUUCCCCGCCCUCUCGUUUGUCGUGCAAGAUCUGGAGCCCGUCAUCCAGGCGGCCGAGAAAGAGGUGCCCAACGACCUAGUAGAUCGUGUCCGAUUCAUGACGCACGACUUUCUUCUCGAGGACCAACCUGUCAAAGGGGGUGACGUCUACUUCUUCCGCUGGAUCCUGCACAACUGGUCCGACAAGUACUGCGUCAAGAUCCUGCGUGGUCUAAUCCCCGCGCUUAAGCCGGGUGCCAAGAUCGUGUUGAACGACAAUGUGCUGCCUCAGCCGGGAGUCCUCUCUCGGUGGCAAGAAAACCGCCUCCGAUCGAUGGACCUUUGCAUGACAGAACUCCAGAACUCACAUGAGCGAGAGCUGGAUGAUUGGGCCAAAGUCUUUGAGCUGGCAGACCCACGUUUCGAAUUCAAGGGGGGCCAGCAGCCUGCCGGUUCAAACCUGUGGCUUAUGGUGGCGGAGUGGAAGGGCUGA